This is a messenger RNA of Cylicocyclus nassatus, 672 nucleotides long. The record is from the annotation of a GenBank genome assembly. NCBI's taxonomy places the organism in Eukaryota, Metazoa, Nematoda, Chromadorea, Rhabditida, Strongylidae.
AUGAAAGUUUCAUCCGAAGUUGCAUUGGACGGAAGCUCAUUUGCUUUAGUUACUUGUCAAGUGAAGCGGUUCCAGAUGGGAUCGAACAGUGCAACGAUUUUAGUGUACUCGAUAAUUUAUAUGUCAGUGGAGUUCGUAUUGUCCGAAGAAAUAGACUGCGCUAAUUACGACCUGCCAAAUCAUGAUGUCGACCAAUAUGGUUUAUUCGCAAAGAGGUGCAGUGGUAGCAAGAAACUUGGGUUUAGAAAGAUUUUUGUGUUCUAUGCUCGUUUCCUAUCUGAAGCAAACUUCAACAAGCUCUUUGAAAACGUAGAAGAAUCUCGUUUUGAGAUGCAUAUUGAGGAUACAGAUCUCGCAGACAUAAAAAUGCCUCGACUCAUACGUGCACAGCGCCCGCACGAUAAACGUUUAUUUGUAAUACGUGCCAAUGCACAUUUGAAAUCUGUGGAGAUCCCAUUGUCUGCCUUUGACGUCCAAGAGUCUUUUCAUGUUGAAAUUGAUGGUAAUCCGGAGCUUGCCGAUGACGUUCUGGACCGCUUUCAGAAAAAUUGUGAAAAAGGAAUGGGGAAAAAAUGCGACAUCUUUAAAGCUAGUCGUAGGUUUAACUUCGUCAUUAUAGAAGCUCUUGUCGACACCUAUAUUGGUGCGCGGUCGAAGCAUUGCAGAAUUUGA